AUGCCUUUCUGGUGGUCGCAGUGGGGGAAACACGCUUUCUUCCAUUCCGCCCUUCUUUUUUCCUCCGUGCCAUAUGUGAGGGUCAUAGAGGCGGCAUGGCGACGGCAUGCCUGUGCUGCGGGAAUGGGAUUCCUCCCACAGAGCCAAGCAUCGCGGAAUGUCAGUUCCCAUCGCAAUCUUGAUUUUUCAAGCCAGCAGAGGCAUCACCACCUGGAUUCGAGGGGGAUACCAGCCUCGUGGCGAGAGUUUAUUAGAAUAUUCAAUAUUCGCAGGCAUCCACCAGAAUCCAGAUCGAUAGAUAGCCAAGGUUCUUCUCCAGGCGACGGCGUCCGUGUGAUUUCCCUCUAG
Messenger RNA from Paecilomyces variotii, 348 nucleotides. RefSeq lists its product as hypothetical. The record is from RefSeq and is a predicted model, not a curated record. The transcript has 2 exons. Bases 1 to 348 code for a protein of 115 amino acids. Lineage: Eukaryota; Fungi; Ascomycota; Eurotiomycetes; Eurotiales; Thermoascaceae.